Molecule: messenger RNA, 2300 nt
Organism: Phanerochaete carnosa HHB-10118-sp
Lineage: Eukaryota; Fungi; Basidiomycota; Agaricomycetes; Polyporales; Phanerochaetaceae
Exons: 6
Coding region: 30-1796 (588 amino acids)
Source: RefSeq, a predicted model, not a curated record
ACAGAUAUUCUCAUCUUAUCGCGCGCGCGAUGUGCUACGGUGAAAACAACGCAGGCCAUGCCGUUUCCUACUUCAAUAGUCAGCUCAAAGGCUUAUGGGAUAUAUCCGAAGAAUGCGCUGACCAGCACCUCGACCCUGACGCGAGGUUGAAACCUGACGCUAGGCAACACCGGUACUCGUUUGCUUUGUCCGAAUUCUACUAUGGGAAACAUCGUCAAGGAAGCUCGGCAUCACUGGAUGACAUGAUGUUCCAUGCCGUCUUUAGCUCCCCAAAGCUGCGUUUCAUCUGCAAUCACGAAGCCCUCUUCCGUAUUGAGGUCGAAGAAGGGCAUUUCAACCUCGACUACAGCCGUGCCUCAGAGAGCUCCACAGCAGACAGGGCGCGGAAUCGAGACAUCCCUAGUGGCACAUCUUUUGAGUUUCGUAUUCCGUUCAGGACAACUGGAAUAAAGGGCAGUGCCUCGCUGAUCGGGAAUGGGAGCCACGCUUUCACCCUGCUAGUCCUCGAAUAUAGAAGAGCGAAGCUGAUGACAAUCAGUCGGGAAACCGACCAGCCGUCGUCCCAAGCUCUUGAGUCGUAUCUCCAAACGUACCUCGCUUUCCUACAGUCCGCUGGCCAUCAUGUGCUGUUUUCUCUUCCCAAUUUCAGCGAUCUAGAGGAGGAGCUACAAAUCGACUAUUCCGAGGUCGUGGAUAGUCCUCUACACCUGCAAGAAGUCCACGGGGUCGUGAUCGCCGACAUCAACAGAUAUCUGUCAACUUUGUGGCUCAAAGCCGCCAUGCUCGCCAGCGGUCCGGAGGGGCAAGUCCUCGACCGCCCUGGCAUAUCCCUCGCCGAGUACCGGAGUACAUGGAUCUCACAGAGGGCCGACAUUCAUUUCCAUCUCACGUUCGGAGCUCCGGAAGUCGUGGCCUUAUGCAACGACGAGGUAAUCGUGCACUAUGUUAUCGACGAGGCAUAUUUCUACAAGUCCGACAACUUCGACGGAGAGGCGCUUCGGACUUACCAGAACUGGAGGGUCGCUGUUGUCUUUGACCUCCACCACGAGAAGCCUGACGAAGAAGGUGGCAAUGUGACUCGAUGUAAGCUCAACAUGGCUAAGCCUCGACUCCUACCCCAAUUCUCAAGUUUUGAAGGUGUUGAAGAGGAAGACCAGAUUGCCGUACGCUGCAGGUUUCGCGCAGCCGAAUUCCUCUCGGGAGAGUAUCUGUCGGUCUUGGAGGGCGGAGGCUUCCAUGUUAUCUACUACCAUGACCUACGCUGGCCGAAACCGGGGGACGAGACUGAGAACGUGGAAGACUUUGUAUCCCCUAACGAGGCUUCAUGGUCCGCCACCGAUGUUAUCGAGGAUGCCACCGGGAAGAUCACGAAGACUGCCAUCUGGCGCAACAUCACACAGGCCAGCGACAUGUGCGGCUUCGACCAGAUUACCGCGCUGUCGGAGACUGCCAUCAACCACAAUUUCCACUCGCUUUCCGCUACCCAGCCACUGCUGCAGCGCUGGGGAUACGAAACUUGCUUCAGCGUCAACUUCAAGCCUCCGACCGUUCGUUUACGUAGCGACGGCCGAGCGCUGGUGUCUUUUCAUCUGAAAGAUGGUUUUGUCAGGGCUCUGCCCUACAUGCGACGCUAUACGUUCCGUCCACGAUGUGAUCACUGCGGCUCCUGUGUUCAUAAUUCAACUUGUCGCGAUGUUUCCAAAAGAAAUUCAGUGCUUCGUCUGGGCGUCCGUCGACACGCAACGGAUGAGGUGGAGGGCUGUCUUGCCGGUCUGGAUGCUCCGCCCAAGUGGUGAGCCUGAGGUUCCACUGGUUCUGCUUCAUUCCGGAGAAGAUUGGGAUAACGGUCGUCGUAGCGUUGAUCUGAGAAACGAUGGGAAGGAGUUUGCCCUUGAGGAAAAGCUCCGCUGAGAUGCCGACGGUGCCGCACGACGAAAAUUUGCCCGCGUGAGCUACCCAUUCCGUCGAGUACUGGAAACCAGAAGGGAUCGAGUGUCGAUCCGCGCAUAUGCCGACGAUGACGAUUAUGGGCUGGAAUACGCGAGAGUUGUCGCUCCACGUGUAAGACAUGCCCGCGUUUUUAUUCGAGUAGACUUGGUACAUGAAGUGUGUAAGGCGGUGCGGGAAUUCGGCUGAUUCCGUCUUCCAGAUUGGUAUAGUGUAAAGGAUAUGGUGUCCGGCAGAGACGAGCUGCGGCAAGUAAUAUUGGCGUAGGUAGUAGACCGCGGCCUGGAUCUUGUCGAUGAAGCGUUUGUUCUGCGCGUUGUGAAGGCCUUCAAAGUAGGACAGCUCGUGGAGGA